This is a messenger RNA of Gaeumannomyces tritici R3-111a-1, 333 nucleotides long. RefSeq lists its product as hypothetical. Lineage: Eukaryota; Fungi; Ascomycota; Sordariomycetes; Magnaporthales; Magnaporthaceae. The record is from RefSeq and is a predicted model, not a curated record. The transcript is spliced from 3 exons. Bases 1 to 333 code for a protein of 110 amino acids.
AUGCCCCUAUCAGGCAUCUCUCUGCACGUCGCCGCACCUGCGUCACCAGGCUGCACCCUGGAGGCCGAGCACUGGAAGGCGCGCGCCAACCUCACCGACGCCAGCGCCAUCGCCCCCAAGUACAACACGACCCAUGAGCUCCUGAUGCUGGCCCCCUGGGCCGCCAUCCCGGCCCGCGUGAACGCCUCCGGCCUCGGUUAUUGGACUCCGCACUUUUCGUGGUCCCCCCGACUCCCCCGCCGCGGGCGCGUACCUCUCUCCCGGGCCCCAUCCCCAACACGGCACCUCAACGGGGUUAAGACACCACCCCUGGUGCCUGCGAGGGACUUGUGA